ACAAGAAGCAUAAAUAAAGAUAUUUAGAACAAUUUGGAAAUUUAAGCAAGAAGCUAAUGCGGCAAAAUGCCCAAUGAAAACAAGAGUUCGCUAAUAAACUCGCCUUUGGAAGCAUUUAAGAUGGCUUUAAUAUUUAUAUUUAUUGCCAAAGCUAACGCAGAUCGGCGUUUAGAUGGUGCAGCGACUUCUUCGGUUAUGAACAUGUUGACCCCGAAUUUGGAAACUCAUCAUAUUGAACGCAUUAAUGGAAGCAUCAAUUAUCGCUUGUAUGGUGGCAAGAAAGCUAAAGAGGAUAAACACUGGUUGGAUGGGCGUGGUCUGGGCAUGCAGCAUGUGAAAUGUGUACGCCAUGGCAGUUGUGAAAAAUUAAGUUUUUCUACAUGUUUGGGUGCUAAGAUUCCAUACGAAUAUACUAGUCUGGAUUUGACCACAUUUGACGAUCAGAAGGAUGUUGAAGAACACUUAAGGAAAUUUGAAGCGUUAAAACACGUACCAAAAUGCUGGGCAGUUAUACAGCCUUUUCUAUGCGCUGUUUUUGUUCCGAAAUGUGAACAAAUAAAUGGUGAAGAUAUGGUUUACUUACCUUCCCUGGAAAUGUGCCGCAUAACUUUGGAACCUUGUCGUAUCUUGUAUAACACUCCCUACUUUCCCGAAUUUUUGCGCUGCAAUGAGACACAUUUCCCUUCAAAAUGCAUCAAUGAUGUACGUGAAAUAAAAUUCAACUUAACGGGCGAAUGUUUAGAUCCUCUAGUAACCGCCGAAUCGAGCGCUAGUUAUUAUCCCUUAAUAGAAGGUUGUGGUGUACGAUGCAAUGACCCUUUAUAUACUGAGGAUGAACACCGUCAAAUACACAAAUUAAUAAGUUGGGUUGCAACAUUAUGCUUCUUGGCCAAUCUCUUCGUCGUUACAACUUUUUUCAUUGAAUGGGGAAACGCCAGUAAAUAUCCAGCUCAAAUAGUAUUUUAUAUUAAUUUAUGUUUCAUGAUUGUUUGUUGUGGAUGGUUGGCUCAAUUCUAUCCAGGAUCACGUGAGGAUAUUGUUUGCCGCAAAGACGGAACUUUACGUCAUUCGGAACCUACUGCCGGACAAAAUCUGUCUUGCGUGAUUAUUUUUGUAGUAAUUUAUUACUCGCUUAUAGCUGCGAUGGUUUGGUUUGUCUUUCUUACCUACGCUUGGCAUUUGCGAGCGGUAGGUAACUUUCAAGAACGAAUAGAUAAGAAGGGAUCCUGCUUUCACCUAGUUGCAUGGUCUUUGCCUCUUGUCCUAACAAUAACCACACUAGCUUUAAGUGAAGUAGACGGAAAUAGUACGGUAGGCAUAUGUUUUGUUGGCUAUCACAAUCACGCCACACGUGCUGGGCUACUCUUGGGUCCAUUAGUAGCAGUAAUUUUGGUGGGCAGUUACUUCAUAAUACGCGGCAUGAUUAUGUUAUCUGCUUUAAAACAAUUUGCAAAUGGUAUUAAUUCAACACUAGCCAGUAAUAAAAUUCACGAUAUAAUUGUAAGAAUGGGAUUGUGCGCCACAUUCACAUUAAUUUUCAUCUUCGUAGCCGUAGCUUGUCACGCUUAUGAAUUUCGUUAUUCGCAAGAAUGGUCAGAAAGUCUCAACGAGUAUAUUAUCUGCCGCAUUUUCUCUCCCUUCAGCGAACAUAUUCAGUGUAAAAUUGAAAAGCGGCCUAGCUUUUCGGUUUUACAAUUAAAUUUACUAUGUUUGUUCGGUUCGGGUAUAACCAUGUCUAUCUGGUGUUGGAGGUCAUCGUCGUUGGAUACUUGGAAGCACUGGAUACGUAAAAAGUGCGGCAAAACUGUUCAAGGGGAAGUUAAAAUGCCCAAACAUAAGGUUAUAGCACAAACUUGGGCGAAACGGAAAGAACUCGAAGAUAAGGGAAGGCUUUCUAUAACUCUCUGUAAUACCUAUACUGAUCCAGUGGGUUUAAACUUCGACGCUUAUGAUAUUAAGUCAUCGGAGACGGUGGAAAUCAGUUCAACAUGGGCUAAUUAUUUGCCGAAAUGCGUUAAAAGACGUAUGGCUUUAACGCUGGCUAACAAUAGCUCGAGUCAAGGACCACGGAAAAGUUCCUUAGAUUCAGAAAUCAGCUUCAGUGUACGUCAUGUUUCGGUGGAAUCAAGAAGAAAUUCCGUAGACUCACAGGUAUCGGUGAAAAUAGCUGAAAUGAAAACCAAAGUAGCCGCUCGUACAAGCACACGUCAAAGUGGUCACCACCAUCAUAGCAAACGUUCAUCGAAUAUUAGCAAACGUAAUCAAAAACGAAAAGAUUUUGUAGCCACUUCGGAACGCAAAACCCGAGGUCGUCGCGAAAGUAGCACUUCCGUGGAAUCACAGGUAAUAGCGUUAAAAAAAACUAUUUACCCGAGUACUAGUCAGAAAGUCGGAGUAUUUACCAAAAGCAGCACCAAACGGCAUGGCAGAGGUAACAGUAAACGCAGGCCUGGAAAUACCAAUACCACAGACAUUGAUGAGUUUCUGACCCAAAAUAGUCAAUGGAUCUUACCCCUUCUGCAAAAACGUACUUUAGAGUCUUCUUCGGAUGGCGAAAGUUCCCAUUCAGCGUUUAAAAUGCAGGACUCCUGCUUUGAUGUUAUGCUCAAGCACGAAACAGAAACAGAUGCCAAUAGAUCUAAUGAAGCUCUACAAAUUGAGGAAAUUUAUGAAGCCGAAGCAAAUAAUCUACACAAAAAACCCACGACAGUCGGGGAAUCAAUAGAAUUGCAAAAAUCUGAUGAGCAUUCAAAUCAGAGAAUUUCUCGGAAUUCUGUGCGUAGCAAACAAUCGCGAAAAUCUCCAUCUAAUGCAGCUUGUUCCUACACUAAGAAACGCAACCUCAGACGUCAACGCCACGUUAGUAAAUAUAAAACUUUAUUGAAAGUUAACGAUGACAAAGCUUUAUUGAAAAUGUCCGACUUGAAUUUGAAUUUACCACGUCAUCUCAGUUACGGUGCCAAUGGUGACAGUAUUAAUAUGAGUCAAUCGUAUUCGGAACUAAAUUUACCUCUCGAUGUUAUGCUUAAUUCGUCCUACUCGAAUUUAUCAACCGAUAAACCUAACUCCCGAACUAGCAAACUAAGCUGUGAUGUGGGAAUACAAACGAAUACUUAUGGAAUUGGUAACAUUUCAGAUAAUGAUGAUGAUGAGGAUAAGGAGAAUUAUGAUAAAGAAAGGAAAAAUCAUAUAAAAUUCGAAAAGGAGAAAAACAACGAAAAGCACACGUUGCUUAAACACAAGCCUAAAGAAACAAUUGUCAUCCUUAGUGAAUCGGAAAAGUUAAAAAUGUUAUUACUUCCUUCCAAAUGAGCAGAUGAUCCGUUUGUAGUUUACAUACCUAAACAAGGCCAUAAUUUUCUACUUUAUUAUUAUUAUUUUUUUUUAUUCGAUUUUAAUAACAAAGUACACAAAUAAGAAUACUCAUAGAAUUAACCAUAUAUACAUUUAUAUAUAUACAUAUAAAAGUAAUUUUUAAAUAUUUUUUUAAAACAUUUUUACAUUUAUACCGUAACCAUUAAUGUUCUAACGUGUUCGAUGUUCAAUAUGUGUCAAUUUUGAUAUCUUGUACACUUAUAACCAAAAGACUGUUUUGUCCACAAUUGUACAUACAUUUGAAUCGCAUUUAUAUUAUUGUAUUAUUCGCGUUAAAUUUGGUAUCAAAAUCCAAAAUCAAAGAACGCACACUUAUGUUAAAUGUAUUAAUUUACUUAAUAAUUACUAUGUGCCUUAACUAAGAAUUCUACC
This is a messenger RNA of Glossina fuscipes, 3747 nucleotides long. RefSeq names its product protein smoothened (gene smo). The transcript has 6 exons. Gene Ontology annotation, cellular component: plasma membrane; dendrite; cilium. NCBI's taxonomy places the organism in Eukaryota, Metazoa, Arthropoda, Insecta, Diptera, Glossinidae. Gene Ontology annotation, molecular function: patched binding; transmembrane signaling receptor activity. The coding region runs from base 67 to 3312 and encodes 1081 amino acids. The record is from RefSeq and is a predicted model, not a curated record. Gene Ontology annotation, biological process: smoothened signaling pathway; commissural neuron axon guidance; central nervous system development.